Molecule: messenger RNA, 531 nt
Organism: Camellia sinensis
Lineage: Eukaryota; Viridiplantae; Streptophyta; Magnoliopsida; Ericales; Theaceae
Source: RefSeq, a predicted model, not a curated record
AUGGUGAAUCAAGGGGCCAAGAAGCGAAAGGAAGAGAACAGUUGUCACCUGAAGAACGUCCUUUGCUUUAUCAUCUUUUCCAAUGUUUUUUAUCUUGUGGUGAGGGCGGGGAUCUUCCAUUCUACUUUCAAGUGGAAGCAUUGGGUUGGCUUCUUGUUGACUUUUUUCACCUACGUUAUCCCCUAUCAACAACUUGCCACGAUGGCAAAACCUACAUAUUCUGAAAGUGGGGAGCUUGAAGAUGGUGGGUUUGAUUUGACUACUGAUGGAGUUUGUGGAUAUGUGCAUGAAGUAAUCUACAUUAUUGGCUUUGUGCAGCUCACGACUAUCAUCUCAGAAAAAUUUUGGUACAUUUAUUUAGUGAUACCAAUGUUUGCAGCAUACAAACUCCUUGGUUUUGUGAAAGGAUUUAUGUCACUUGGUUCCAAGGUAUUUUUUCCACCAAAUAUAUAUGAUGAAAAGUUGAGAAAAAAGAGAGAAAAGAUAGAGAGGAAAGCUUCAAGACCCAAAUUUUUACAGACAAGAAAUUGA